Molecule: messenger RNA, 1926 nt
Organism: Fimicolochytrium jonesii
Lineage: Eukaryota; Fungi; Chytridiomycota; Chytridiomycetes; Spizellomycetales; Powellomycetaceae
Exons: 6
Coding region: 1-1926 (641 amino acids)
Biological process (GO): phospholipid biosynthetic process
Cellular component (GO): endoplasmic reticulum membrane
Molecular function (GO): glycerol-3-phosphate O-acyltransferase activity; glycerone-phosphate O-acyltransferase activity
Source: RefSeq, a predicted model, not a curated record
AUGUUCACCGUUUACGAUGUGCUCCUCACGAUCUUCAGCCUCGCUAUGCGAAGCUUCUUCCGGGAGGUGAAGACUCGGGGCUCCCACAAGAUCCCAAAGACGGGCCCUGUCAUCUUUUGCGUCGCACCGCACGCAAACCAGUUCGUGGACCCGGUGAUGCUGAUUACAAAGUGCGGGAGGAAGGUCGGGUUCCUGGCCGCGAAGAAAAGCAUGGACAAGCCACAUAUUGGAAUUCCUGCCCGUAUCGUGGGAGCUAUUCCUGUCGUUCGUCCUCAAGAUUUGGCAAAGAAUGGAAAGGGAAAGCUUAUUUUCGACAAGACCAAACCAACCGUGUUUAGGGGAGAAGGAACCGCCUUCACAGAGCAGGUGCAACCCCGUACGAUCAUCAAGGUCGCUGGAGAGAAGGGCGAAUACGAAGUAUCAGAGGUCAUAUCCGAUACCGAGGUCCGUCUAAAGUCGGCAGUCACGAAUGAAGCAUUACUCGCAACCGAAUCCGUUGGGCUAGCAUACAAAGUCAUCCCACACGUUGACCAAAGUGACAUGUUCGACGCUGUAACAGAACGAUUGAUCGCGGGAGGUUGUGUGGGUAUCUUCCCGGAAGGUGGCUCCCACGAUCGCCCAGAGCUGCUACCCCUGAAGGCUGGUGUGGCGAUGAUGGCUCUUGGCACCAUGGCCAAGGACCCGUCGGUCAACGUGAAGAUCAUUCCCGUCGGCUUGAACUACUUCCACGCCGACAAGUUCCGGUCCCGCGCUGUCAUCGAGUUUGGCGAUCCACUUCACAUAUCACCAGACUUGGUGCAAAAGUAUAAGAAUGGAGGCGCAGAUAAGCGUACGGCGAUUGGCACACUUCUCGACACCAUAUUCGGCAGUCUGACCUCCAUCACCACCACCGCACCCGAUUACGAUACCCUCAUGGUGGUGCAAGCUAUGCGCCGUCUUUACAAACCCCAGCACAAGCGUCUGUCCAUUGACGAGAAUCUGCAGCUGUCACGGAAGAUCACGGAAGCGUACUUGAAGUACCGCGACCACCCCGAUAUCAUUGAGCUUACGAAACGAGUGACGCAGUACAACCGCAUGUUGUCAUACUAUGGCAUCCGCGAUCACCAGGUCAAGCGGACGGCCGUCAACCGGGUCUUGGCUAUCACCAGAUUGGUCACCCGCGCCCUCGAAUUGCUCUUUCUGGUUGUUUUGGGAUUGCCUGGGGCCAUUCUGAGCGCCCCGAUUUGGUACACGGCCAGACGGGUUGCCUCUGCUAAGAUGGUUGAAGCAAAAGCGGGCAGUAAUGUUAAAAUUUGGGGAAAAGACGUUGUGGCCACAUGGAAAGUUCUCACAGCGCUCGCAUUAGUACCGAUCAUGCUCACAUUCUACACGGCCUCCACGUACGCCAUCACUCGCCUCGUUCUAUCCCUCCCUCCGAAAGUGUGCCUCAUCUACACCUCCAUCGCCGCCAUCGUCCUCCCCUCCCUGGCCUGGGCGACCAUCCACUGCUAUGAUCACGGCGCCGACAUCGCCAAAUCACUACGCCCACUCUGGAUGGCCGCCAUCGCCGGCUCGCACGCGCAACCCCUUCGCGACCUCCGCCUCGAACUGCAGGAGUUCAUUGCGCGCAUCGUCAGCGAGCUCGGCGCCGAGAUGUUUGGCGUCGGGUUCGAAGACUCGCGGAUCGUCCGCGCUGAAGACGUUGAGUACUCCCUACGCAUGGAACGAUUGAGGCGGCUGAGGACGCUGAGCAAUGAGAGUGGACGGUCCCGAUCGGAUUCUGGGGACGGGGCGGAUUUCCGGUGGGAAGAUGUCGACUCGCCGGAUGACGUGGAUGAUGUGUUUGUCUUCGCGAAGAAUGAAACGCCCGUCGGGAAGACGGACGGUGUACAGCCUACGUUGUCUGGUGAUACCUCCAGAGCCAGACCGGCGAAGAGCAGCUCAUAG